GUUUUUCCAGAGUUUGCCGCUGCCCAUUCAAAUUUAGCAAGUGUAUUACAACAGCAGGGAAAACUGCAGGAAGCCCUGAUGCAUUAUAAGGAGGCAAUUAGGAUCAGCCCUACCUUUGCUGAUGCUUAUUCCAACAUGGGCAAUACUUUGAAGGAGAUGCAAGAUGUUCAGGGGGCUUUACAGUGUUACACCCGGGCCAUCCAGAUCAACCCAGCCUUUGCUGAUGCACACAGCAAUCUGGCUUCCAUUCAUAAGGAUUCAGGUAACAUUCCAGAAGCGAUUGCUUCUUAUCGAACUGCUCUGAAACUAAAACCCGACUUUCCUGAUGCUUACUGUAAUUUGGCCCAUUGCCUGCAGAUUGUCUGCGACUGGACGGACUAUGAUGAACGGAUGAAGAAAUUAGUUAGCAUUGUGGCUGACCAGCUGGAGAAGAAUAGGUUACCUUCUGUGCACCCUCACCACAGCAUGCUGUAUCCUCUCUCUCAUGGCUUUAGGAAGGCUAUUGCUGAGAGGCAUGGAAACCUCUGCUUGGACAAGAUUAACGUCCUUCACAAGCCACCAUACGAACAUCCCAAAGACUUGAAAGUCAGUGAAGGGCGGCUUCGUGUAGGGUAUGUGAGCUCAGACUUUGGAAACCAUCCGACCUCCCAUCUCAUGCAGUCUAUUCCAGGCAUGCACAACUCGGAUAAAUUUGAGGUAUUCUGUUAUGCCCUUAGCCCAGAUGAUGGCACAAACUUUCGUGUGAAGGUGAUGGCGGAAGCAAAUCAUUUCAUCGACCUUUCUCAGAUUCCCUGUAAUGGAAAAGCGGCAGAUAGAAUUCAUCAAGAUGGGAUACACAUUCUUGUGAAUAUGAAUGGCUAUACCAAGGGUGCACGCAAUGAACUCUUUGCUCUGAGGCCAGCUCCCAUUCAGGCAAUGUGGCUGGGCUACCCUGGGACUAGUGGUGCACUUUUCAUGGAUUAUAUUAUCACGGAUCAAGAGACUUCUCCCGCUGAGGUUGCUGAGCAGUACUCGGAGAAGUUGGCUUAUAUGCCCAACACUUUCUUUAUUGGUGAUCAUGCUAACAUGUUUCCUCACCUGAAGAAAAAAGCAGUCAUUGAUUUCAAAUCCAAUGGACACAUUUAUGACAACCGGAUUGUUCUGAAUGGCAUUGAUCUCAAAGCAUUUCUGGAUAGUCUGCCGGAUGUCAAAAUUGUGAAGAUGAAAUGUCCUGAUGGAGGAGACAAUGCAGACAGCAACUCGGCACUCAGUAUGCCAGUAAUUCCCAUGAAUACUAUUGCAGAAGCUGUGAUUGAAAUGAUUAACAGAGGACAAAUUCAAAUAACAAUCAAUGGAUUCAAUAUUAGCAAUGGAUUAGCAACCACUCAGAUAAACAACAAGGCUGCCACAGGCGAGGAGGUUCCCCGGACCAUCAUCGUCACCACUCGCUCCCAGUACGGCUUGCCAGAGGAUGCUAUCGUGUACUGUAACUUUAACCAGUUGUAUAAAAUUGAUCCCUCCACGCUGCAGAUGUGGGCCAAUAUUCUGAAGCGAGUUCCCAAUAGUGUGCUAUGGUUGUUGCGAUUCCCAGCUGUGGGAGAACCCAAUAUUCAGCAAUAUGCGCAGAACAUGGGCCUCCCCCAGAACCGGAUCAUCUUUUCUCCUGUCGCUCCCAAGGAGGAGCAUGUGAGGCGGGGCCAGCUAGCUGAUGUCUGCCUAGAUACCCCACUCUGUAAUGGGCAUACCACUGGGAUGGAUGUGCUGUGGGCAGGGACACCCAUGGUGACCAUGCCAGGAGAGACUCUGGCUUCUCGGGUUGCUGCCUCCCAGCUCACCUGCCUCGGUUGCCUUGAGCUCAUUGCAAAAAAUCGGCAAGAGUAUGAAGAUAUUGCUGUGAAGCUGGGGACUGAUCUCGAGUACCUGAAGAAGGUCCGUGGCAAAGUCUGGAAGCAGAGAAUAUCCAGCCCUCUUUUCAACACUAAACAGUACACGAUGGAACUUGAGCGCCUUUACCUUCAAAUGUGGGAUCACUAUGCAGCUGGAAACAAACCAGACCACAUGAUUAAGCCGGUUGAGGCCACAGAGUCAGCCUGAGAUUCUUUACACAUAGGAGCAUCAGCCCAGGACGUGAGCCUUGAGCCUCUGUUGGAAAGGGAAAGGGACCUAGAGACCUCUCCAUUUCUGCAUAUCUGCUCAUCCACACACACAACGGUAAUAAAAGAGCACAGCAAGACCUACUUCCUGCACAAUAAAUAGGGAGAGACACUAGAGGUGGGAAACUGCUGUUCCCCAAGGAAGCUGCAGAGCGCUCAGCAGUGCUCACAGGCGUUGUGUAGGUAUGGAACAUGGCAUUGGAUGGGAUAUGCUUGGUAGGGGACAGAGCUUGCCCAGCCACUUGCAAUUCUAUGGAUUGAUUGAGUCUUCUAUGAAUUAUUUUUUUCCUUAUACAUUGGGGAUUGGAGCUUUUUAAAAAAUGUUUAAUUUCAGGUAUGCUGAUGCGGCGUGUGUGGUUCCCUUCCCAGUUAUGGUUGCCAGCUAAAAUGUUGUUCCUUACUUCCUCACUGAUGGUCUCCGAUUUUGAGCCACAGAUUGAGAGAGGGGGCAUUUCUACUGGUGUAGGCUUUUUAUAGGUUUUAUAAACCGCUUGAGUCUAUGUCAGCCUUGUAGUGUCUGACCUGUUGAUUGGAGCUGUUUGUGCUUUUGGGUUUGAUGAUUUUUUUGUUUUGUCCUGCUCCCUUCCCUCCAGUCUUCCUCCACUCCUUGGGUUUUAUUUAAAAAAAAAAAAAGAAAAAAGAAAAAAGAAAAAAAAAGAAAGAAAAAAAAAAGGCUCUUCCAGCUCAGCCACAUGGGCUUCUUUGGCAGGAAAACCAUACUUAGGAUUUUACGUGAAUAUUCCCAGAGUGUUUUUUUUUUUUAAAACACAUUGGUGCCAAAUGCAGAUUUUUCCAGAAAUGAUUAGUAAUUAUGUAAUGGCACAGUCACAGUACUGUUGCAGAGAAUAAAUCUUUUGUUUUCCAAGUUUGGAUCCACCUUCCAGCGUUUACUGUUGUCAGAAAGGGAUGACGUACGUGUGAAACAUUUUGGCUCCAUUUUUAUGCUUAGGAUUUUUCUUGAAAUUUUCCUUGUUCUUCCUAUUUCUUUUAGCAGAAAUGAAAGCCCAGGUAAGUAUUCAGUCAUUUCAUUCAAUAAGUCAUGAUUGUCUCCAAUACAUUCAGUCGCUUUCAUUGGGAAAUAAUGUCACUUGAGAAGCCCUUUGGGGUUUUUGCUUCCAAAUAGUCUUCCUGCCCUGACCCUGCCUUCAAGUAUGUGAUGUCCAGAUUUGGCCUCAAUAGUGGCUUGACUGCAUUGCUACUUGAAUUAGGAAUUGGACCUCAGCCCUGCUGGUGCUGGAGAGUCUUCUGUGAAAUCACAGAACUAGAGGAGUAUUCCCAAAUUUCAGCAAAGGGCUUUAAGUUGAAAACAAGCCAACAGAUGAGUGUGUGUCUCUCUUGUCUAGCAGUCCUUGGUAAGGUCUGCUAGCGGCGCUGCUUUUCCAUGGCUGUUUGUGGCCGAGGCCUGGUUUGUAGCAGCCGGAGAAGCUUCAGGGUUCUUUGACAGAGCCUUCCCACUGAGCAGGAACUCUCAGAUAGAAUUUGUAGGUCUGCGCUGCUCUUUUCAGCAGUUUGGGAACUCCUUAAUUUAUUUUUCACCUCUUCCAACCAGUCAAGGACGCCAGAGCGCUUCCAGUUGAAUGAUGUUUUCAGUUCACAGAUCCCGAAAAUGGAUUCAAAUCCAAACUGUACCUUUUUGACGCCUUCUCACAUAGCACAUCACUCCUACAUGGGAGGAAUCUUCUGGGUGUGGAAAGUAUCUGCUGUGGUUGAAGCUUUGCUUAAUGUAACAAACAGGUUUUUGUUUCCAGGUAACGUGUCUGAUGAAGACUUAAUUCUGAAUAGAACUAUAGGUAUUACUGGAAAAUAAUUGUCUUUUCGAUUGUAUUCUGCUUUAUCAAACCAGUAAAAUAUUUCAAUUGUGCUACAGAAAUACAAAUAUUGUCUUGCAGUCUCUAAACAAUAAACACAAACAUUUGCCUCUGAA
This is a messenger RNA of Gracilinanus agilis (Agile Gracile Mouse Opossum), 4056 nucleotides long. RefSeq names its product O-linked N-acetylglucosamine (GlcNAc) transferase (gene OGT). The transcript has 14 exons. Gene Ontology annotation, molecular function: protein N-acetylglucosaminyltransferase activity; protein binding. The record is from RefSeq and is a predicted model, not a curated record. Lineage: Eukaryota; Metazoa; Chordata; Mammalia; Didelphimorphia; Didelphidae. Gene Ontology annotation, biological process: protein O-linked glycosylation. The annotation marks the transcript as partial.